Molecule: messenger RNA, 3199 nt
Organism: Sarcophilus harrisii (Tasmanian devil)
Lineage: Eukaryota; Metazoa; Chordata; Mammalia; Dasyuromorphia; Dasyuridae
Gene: NUMBL
Product: NUMB like endocytic adaptor protein
Exons: 11
Coding region: 1-2466 (821 amino acids)
Source: RefSeq, a predicted model, not a curated record
AUGGCCAGCCUGCUAAUGGAUUUUAAUGCCCAGGCCUGGCGGCAGUUGGCAAGCCCACAGGAGGAGGGGGGCUCGGAGCGGCGGCAAACAGCCCCACCCACCUCCCAAAGGCCCGCUGCCUUUCCCGGAUCCCCCAAGCCCCGAGGGAGCGCAGGGCCCCGAGAACGCGCCCGGCCCGAAGGGUCACCAGACCCCGGACCCACCCCAUCACCUCAGUCCCCCGCCCCCGACCGGGGCUCGGGGUCAGAGGAUGGACAAGAGAAGCCUUUGUGGGCGCUCGGCUUGAGCCCUGGAGCGCCGCGGACCCGGGACUGGCCGGGCCCCGCCGGGGAGAAGCAACUGUUAAUGACAAAUAUUUUCGGGGGGCGGCCCAGGGCGGGGUCUCGGAGCGCGGGGGGAGGAGGGGCUGUUUUGCAUAUUGAGCAGUCGGCGCCGCUGCUGCAGAGCUGUCCCGGGCUCGGGCCGGGACUGGAGCGAAGCCGGGCUCGCUGGGGUCCGCAGGAGGCGGGGGCGCCGGGGCCCCUGGAUGUCCCGGAGAGCGGCGGCGGCCCCCGAGACGAGCAGAAGGAGCGCACCCCCCUGGUCACAGAGCCGGCCGUGCGGGACCCAUGCCCCUGCCUGCGCCUGGUGUCCCUGUGUGCCCGCGAGAUGGGUUGGGGGACUCUCUCCCCUUGGAAGUGGAGCUUGGCGACUGUGUCCCUGUGUGUGGCCGGCUGUGAGACAGGACGGAGGAAUUGGAGGAAAUAUCUUUCAGGCUCCACCCAGCUCCUUUCUCCAGCUCAUGGAGAAGUAGGGGGUGAGGAGGAUGGAGGGGGUGAAGAGCAAGGAGAGGGCCAGAGCCGGAGGGGUGGAGCUCGGGCCGAGGGGAGGUGGGAGCCGGGAGCCGGCUGCCCGGGGCUGGAGGUGCCACCUCUGCCCCUUCUGCCCUCUCCCCAGUACCUGGGUCACGUAGAGGUGGAGGAAUCCCGAGGGAUGCACGUGUGUGAAGAUGCCGUGAAGAAACUGAAGGCGACUGGGCGGAAAUCUGUGAAAUCUGUGCUGUGGGUGUCGGCAGAUGGGCUGCGUGUGGUGGAUGACAAGACCAAGGACCUGCUGGUGGACCAGACCAUCGAAAAGGUCUCAUUCUGUGCCCCCGACCGAAACCUAGACAAAGCCUUCUCCUAUAUCUGCCGGGACGGCACCACUCGGCGUUGGAUCUGCCAUUGUUUCUUGGCACUCAAGGACUCGGGCGAGCGGCUGAGCCACGCCGUGGGCUGCGCCUUUGCCGCCUGCCUGGAGAGGAAGCAGAGGAGGGAGAAGGAGUGCGGGGUCACAGCCGCCUUCGAUGCCAGCCGCACCAGCUUUUCCCGCGAGGGCUCCUUCCGCCUCACCGGGGGCAGCCGGCCCGCUGAGCACCAGCUUUCAGAGAAGAAGAAAGCAGAGGCAGCCGCCGUGCCCACCGUACCUGCUCCAGGCCCUGCCCAGCCAGGCCACAUGUCCCCAACCCCCGCGGCCACGUCGCCUGGGGAGAAGGGGGAAGCGGGUGCGCCGGGGCCGGCCCCCCCGGGCCCCGCGGCUGCUGCCAUCCCCCGGCGCCACGCGCCCCUGGAGCAGCUGGUGCGCCAGGGAUCCUUCCGAGGCUUCCCCGCCCUCAGUCAGAAGAACUCGCCCUUCAAAAGGCAGCUGUCCUUGAGACUCAAUGAGCUGCCCUCCACCCUACAGAGGCGCACUGACUUCCAGGUCAAAGGCACAGUGCUGGAGAUGGAGCCCCUGGGGGCCAGUGACAGUGACGGCAUCAACGCCCUAUGCUCGCAGAUCAGCUCCUCCUUUGCCAACGCGGGCACCCCUUUGGCGGGGGCCCAGCCCGUGGCCGCAGGGACAGCCACCUGGACUGAGCCCAGCCUGCCCGCGCCCCCGCCCGGACACAAGCGGACGCCCUCGGAGGCCGAGCGGUGGCUGGAGGAGGUGGCCCAGGUGGCCAAGGCUCAGCAGCAGCAGCAGCAGCAGCAGCAGCAGCAGCAGGGGCUGCCCGGGCCCCGGCCCCCCGCUGCGCCCACCUCCCUGCCCCCAGCUCUUCAGCCCUUCCCCGCCGCGCCCGCCCCCAUGGCGGUUUUCCUGCCCGCCCCCCACAUGCAGCCUGCCUUUGUGCCCACCUACCCAGGCCUGGGCUACCAGCCGGUGCCCCGGGUGCCCGUAGUGGGCAUCACGCCUUCCCAAAUGGUCGCCAACGCUUUCUGCUCUGCUGCUGCCCCCUCGGCCACCCCGCUCCAGCCAGCCACCCUGGCUGGGAAAGCUGCCCCCUGUCCCCCGGCCCCGCCCCCGCGGCCCAACGGGGCCCCCUGGCCCCCCGAACCCGGGCCCUCCCCGGCCCCCGAGGCGGACCCCUUCGAGGCUCAGUGGGCCGCGCUGGAGGGAAAGCCGCAGCCCGAGCGGCCGUCCAACCCCUUUUCCGGAGACCUCCAUAAGACUUUUGAGAUUGAACUGUAGCCGGGGGGGCCGGGCCCGUGGGCGCCCUCGCUCCAGCCCAAGUCUUCUGUACAUCUCCCCCCGAACCGGCUCCGUACUCCCUGGGGCCUCCCACCCUCAGUCUCCUCUCCCUCCUCCCCACUUCUGUCCAAAGGGAAGAGUUCAUAUCCGGGUCAUGGGUGGUAAAGGAGGACGUAAUUCAGGGAUGGGCCCAUGUCACUGCCCCUUGGACACAGAACUGGCCUAGCACUGCCCCCCCUCCCUCCUGAGGCCCUGGGCUGGGCCGUGGCCCUCUCCCCCUGUUUCCCCUCACAGAUCAGUUACUUUCUUCUCCCUGCUGCCCUGAGCUGGGGUGGAGAGGUGGGGUGUGCGAGGGAGCACCCGCCCCUGGGGUCCACGCCCGAGCACAAGACAAGGGCCCCCAGCCCACCCCACUGCCACUGCCAAUGCCCGGGGGACGUCCGGCCGGCCCUCCCGCCCGGGGCUGGGGGUGAGGGAGGAGGAGAGGGGCCUGCACAGAGCCUGGGCAGGUUGGGGAACGCUGCUCAGUUACCUCACUUCUGUGCCCGUCGCCGAGGGAACGGGGGGGCAGGGACCGGAUGCUCGGCGGGCACAGGGACUGUGCCCGUCGCCGCCUGGACUUUUCUAUCUUUUAUCUCCAAUUUUUUUUUUUUUUGUAUCUAAACCUGCAGAUUUGUAUUAUACCAUGAGAGCCAAUAAAGAAAGAAUAUAAAGGAGCUUUGGGGGGUGGGGC